Molecule: messenger RNA, 1725 nt
Organism: Mycena citricolor
Lineage: Eukaryota; Fungi; Basidiomycota; Agaricomycetes; Agaricales; Mycenaceae
Source: the annotation of a GenBank genome assembly
AUGGCGUCCUUCACACUCCCCCCGAUCAACGAUAAUCCAGAUAGCGGCUGGGGCCCUUCGACCUCUAACUUCCCCGAACAGUUCAAAUUCAAGGACAUCCCCUACGCGCCGUACUCAAAAUCCGACAAACUCGGUCGUUUUGCCGAUUGGAACGACUCGUCGUCCGAGAACCGACAGACCGCAUCCGGUCUCCCGCAGACUCAAAACGCACGCGGCGGUGCUGCGGGGCGGCGCCGGGAUGGUGGGCAGGCGUUUGGGAGCGGGACGGCGAGCGCCUUCGCGUAUUUCCAUGUUGAGGACGAGUCGUCGUUCUCGCUCGUGGACAACAAAACCGCCGCGCCGCGCAGGGGGAUGGGCUUCCUGCGUGGUGGCCGGGGCGGUCAGCGCGGUGGAUCGGCGUACAACAACAACUCGAGAGGCGGGGCUGGGCAGCGCGGCGGGCGCGGAUUCUCGUCUGGCCGUGGCUCUGCUCAGCGCGGUGGACGUCGUGGAGGCUGGAGAGACUGGGACAAGAGCAAUCGCACUCGCGAGUCCUCUGUUGUCAUUUCGCCCCAAUGGUCAAUGCUGGAAGAGAUCGAAUUCCAUCGUCUGUCUAAGCUCCGUCUCGAGGUGGAUGAGCCCGUAGACCUGGAGAUGUACGGCCGACUUUUCGCGUACGACAAGACAUAUGAUCGUAUCACUACCAAGACAGAGCGUCCGUUGCAGCUGGUGGACCGGAUCCGUUACAACACGACGACAUCGGACGACCCCCUUGCCGCGAAGAACACUGCAACAGUUUACGCCACCGAUGUGAUCCUCAGUGUGCUUAUGUGCGCUCCGCGGUCGGUGUACCCGUGGGACAUCGUCAUUGUGCGGGAGGGCAACAAUCUCUUCUUCGACAAACGGGAUGGUGGGGCGUUUGACACCGUCACCGUCAACGAAAAUGCGGCCGAUCCGCCCCAGGACCCUACUCCCCCGAAUCCUGCGGAGAAAGCCGCUGUGCCAGAAACCCCGUCUAUCAACUCUGCUACAUCGUUGUCGCUAGAGGCGACCUAUAUCAAUCAAAACUUCGGCUUCCAGUCCGUUACCGAGAACUCGCCUCCGCCGGCGGUAGACCUGGCACACCCUAACCCGUUCUACGGUCCAGAUGAGACUGAGCCGCUCGCCUCCUGUGGAUACCGCUACCGUGUGUUCGAUAUGGGAGUCACGGAGGACGAGGAUAUCAAGAUCUGUGUGCGGACGGAGGUCGAUGCGUUCAGCCCCGGGCAAGGCAACCCGCGCGAAGGACAGGGCUUGGUCACGAUCCGCGCUCUCAAUGAGUUUGACACGCGGGCCCAAGGGUCAGGCGGUGCCCCUGACUGGCGCGCGAAGCUCGAUUCGCAGCGCGGUGCGGUCGUCGCUACGGAGAUGAAAAACAACAGCUGCAAGCUCGCGAAAUGGACGGUGCAGAGCGUUUUGGCUGGGGCCGAGGCGAUGAAAAUCGGAUACAUCUCGCGCGCGAAUCCGCGUGACAACACGCGCCAUGUCAUUCUCAGCACGGGGUCUGUGCGACCUACGGAGUUCGCUGCCCAGCUGAACGUGUCGCUUGCCAACGGGUGGGGCAUCGUCCGUACCGUGACCGACCUGUGCAUGAAGAUGCCCGAGGGCAAAUACGUCUUGCCGGUGAUCCGCCUUUACGCUGUUCCCCUCGCUGCAUUUACCGCCGAGGAGGAUGACGGCGAGAUUUUCGAAGAGGAACAGGAAUAG